AUGUGGAAUGAGACAGAUGAUUGUUGCAAAUGGGCCUGCGUGGGAUGUGAUGACUCUGGCCGCGUUAUCAGUUUGUACUUCUACCGUGAGGGCAUCACCGGCCGAAUAAGUGAGUCAUCAAGCCUCUUCUGGUUGACAUACUUGUCGAGGCUUCAGCUCACAUACAAUGACUUCACCACAGGUGAGAUUCCUAACCAAUUCCACCGCCUCCCAUAUUUGGCAUACCUUGAUUUGACAAGCUCUAGUUUCAUGGGACCGAUUCCAUCGACACUGGCCAAUCUAACAGAGCUAGAUGAACUCUACUUAUCAGGAAACUUUCUCACUGGUUCAAUUCCUUCAUUUCAUAAAUGCAAGAAUCUUGAAUCAAUAGACCUUAGUGAUAAUAAUCUAAUGGGCUCACUAUCUCACUUGCAUUUUCAAGGUCUCACAAACCUCUUUUAUUUACGUUUAAGCCACAAUUCAAUGAACGGCACCAUUCCUCACCAUCUUUUUGUCCUGCCUUCAAUUCGUACGCUUCUUCUAUACAACAACCAAUUCAAUGGACAAAUUGAAGAAUUUCCAAUUGAAAACCAACCUAGCCUUGAUUGGCUCGAUUUGAGUGGUAAUAGGAUAGGAGGUCCUAUUCCUAACUGCUUCUUCCACUUUCAAAACAUAAGCCACAAUUCAUUGAACGGCACCAUUCCUCACCAUCUUUUUGUCCUGCCUUCAAUUCGUACGCUUCUUCUAUACAACAACCAAUUCAAUGGACAAAUUGAAGAAUUUCCAAUUGAAAACCAGCCUAGCCUUGAUUGGCUCGAUUUGAGUGGUAAUAGGAUAGGAGGUCCUAUUCCUAACUGCUUCUUCCACUUUCAAAACAUAUCAUGGCUCACUCUUUCUAACAACUUGUUCAAUGGCACUUUCAAACUGCAUAAGAUUCGAAGUUUUCCUCGUCUUUGGGAUCUUACUCUUUCUAACAACAACUUGUCAGUUGACAUAACCAACAUGAGUUCAAGUUUGCAUCGAUAUCCCGAUUUAAAUGGGUUAGGCCUCUCUUCCUGCAAUCUGUACAAUUUUCCAGAUCUUAGGAAUGGAUCAUAUUUGACAAUUUUUGACCUCUCAAACAAUUAUAUAGGAGGGAAUAUUCCUAGGUGGAUAUGGGAGAAACAAAUUAUGAUCAUGAACCUUUCGCUUAAUCUUCUGACUGGUUUGCAAAAGCCUUACCAUAUACCUCAUACAGUUACAACCCUUGACUUGCACUCUAACGCGUUGAGCUUUGAGUUUCGCUUUCUUUCACUAUUAAACCUAUCUGAUUAUUCCGUACGGAGAUUCUUUUCUCUUUCGGAAAAUAGCCUAACCGGAGUAAUUCCAAUUUCCAUCUGCAUUAUACCUCAACUUGUGGUUCUCGACUUGUCUUUCAGUAACUUAACUGGUAGCAUACCUCACUGCCUAUUGGAAGAAAGUUAUUACCUUGAGGUGCUAAAUUUUAGGGGAAACAACAUCAAUGGUGUUAUCCCUGAUGCAAAUUUCCAACGGUGUGUCCUGAAAACCUUUGAUGAAGCAACGAUUCCAGUGAUAGUUUUCCUUGCAUGGGCGCUGCCAGUGAGCUUGAAGGUUCUUGUGUUGCGCUCGAACAGAUUUCAUGGGGAAUUGACAUGCAAUAAAAGUUGGCCAAAUCUUCAGAUUUUGGAUAUAUCUUCAAAUGAUUUCAGUGGCAAUUUGGAUUCACUAAACUUCUCAAGCUGGAGCGGAAUGAUGCUACAGAGUCAAGCACAUUCAAGGCCUAGGCGUUCAAACUCUGAUUUUCUAGGAAUCGCUUAUUACUACCGGGAUGAGGUGGUAUUAACUGUCAAAGGAGUUGAGGUGAAGCUUGUGAAGAUUUGGCCCGACUUUACAUCCAUUGAUUUGUCGUCCAAUCAUUUUCGAGGACAAUACCAGAUGCAAUUGGUAAUCUCACCUCACUCUAUCUUCUCAACUUAUCCCACAACUCUCUCACUGAUGCAAUCCCAAGAUCAUUGGGUGCCUUGGCAGAGCUUGGGUUGCUCGACCUCUCUUCAAACAAGCUCACCGGAAGAAUACCAGAAGAGCUCACAAAACUCGAUUUCCUAUCAUUCUCGAAUGUGUCUUACAAUCAUCUCACUGGACCGAUCCCAACCAGCAGCCACUUUCAAACGUUUUCAGCAGAUUCAUUUGAAGGAAACGCGGGGUUAUCUGGCUACCCACUCAACGGAAGUUUCAACAACCCUCAUCCACCUGGUCCAUCACCAUCACAGGAUUGAGUGGGGAUAUGUGUUUGUUGCUUCUGGUUAUGUUGUGGGAAUAGCAAGCGUCGCAUGGACACUGUUAUGUUGCAGAAGCUUGAGAGAAAGAUACUUCGAGAAGAUAGAGGAGAUUGCAGACAAGAUAUUCUACGAGAGAGGAUGA
Salvia hispanica is the source of this 2400-nucleotide messenger RNA. Lineage: Eukaryota; Viridiplantae; Streptophyta; Magnoliopsida; Lamiales; Lamiaceae. The record is from RefSeq and is a predicted model, not a curated record.